Vicia villosa (hairy vetch) is the source of this 2094-nucleotide messenger RNA. RefSeq lists its product as uncharacterized. The transcript has a single exon. NCBI's taxonomy places the organism in Eukaryota, Viridiplantae, Streptophyta, Magnoliopsida, Fabales, Fabaceae. The record is from RefSeq and is a predicted model, not a curated record. The coding region runs from base 1 to 2094 and encodes 697 amino acids.
AUGGAGGCCAAAACGGCAAUUGCGGUUUUCAAUCAAGGAAGCAACGAGUCCUUAAAUGAUGCUUGGGAAAGAUUCAAAUCCAUGCUUAGAAAAUGCAAGGGUCAUGGUUUUGAUGAUCUCACACAAAUCCACAUCUUCCGAAAUGGACUUCAACCGGUGCACAAGACACUUUUGGAUGCUACCGCGGGUGGAUCUUUAAUGUCAAAAAGCACGGAGGAUGCAAUAAUGAUAAUUGAUUGUAUGGCACUCAAUGACCUCCAAACUCAGCAUGAUAGGAGUCCAUCACAAAGAAAGCCGGGUGUUCUUGAAUUAAACACCAAUGAUGCCAUCCUUGCUCAAAACAAGAUUCUCUCUCAACAAGUUGAGUUACUCACUAAGCAAAUGUCGAAGCUUCCACAACAAAUGAAGGAAAUUCAAGGGAUGCAAAUGACUUCUCACGUAGCAAGUUGUGAACUUUGUCAAGGUGACCAUCCUACCGGGUUUUGUCCUCCUCCCGAGGGUGAAAAAGUGAAUUAUGUCAACAAUCAAAAUCAAGGUUAUCAAAGGCAACCUCCACCUCACAACAAUCCUUACCAAAGAAACAACCAAGGAUUCCAACCUUCAAGAUUCGGCAAUCAACACUAUCAACAUCAAAGUCCUUAUCAAAGUUCAAAUCCACAAGGCCAAGGUCAACAAUCUCAAAGUGGAAGCUCAAAGUUGGAAGACACUCUUACACAAUUCAUGCAAGCAUCCAUGGCUAAUCAAAGGAGUAAUGAAGCGGCCAUAAAGAAUUUAGAAAAUCAAGUGGGCCAACUUGCAAAGCAAUUGUCCGAGCAACAACCGGGAGCAUAUUUUUCCGCCAACACCCAAACCAAUCCAAAGGAGCAUUGCAAAGCCAUUGUUACAAGAAGUGGGAAAGAGGUGAAUAAUGGUGUAAAUGAAGAGUUUAUAGUGGAAGAUGAGGAGGAAGUAAUAGUUGAAGAUGAAGAGGAGGAAGUGAUAGUUGAAAAUGAGGGAGAAAAGAGUGAGGAGAAAAUUGAGGAAGAAUUAGUUGAAGAAGAGCGGAAAGAAAAAGAAGAAAGAGAGAAGAAUGACAAAAAGGUGAAGAGGAAUAAAAAGAGAAAUGAGAACGUGAGUACAAUUCCUCUCCAAUAUCUACCUUACCCGCACGUGCAAUCAAGGAAGGAAGACGCAAGGCGCUACACUCGAUUUAUGGAUAUAUUUAAACAACUUCACAUAAAUAUUCCCUUUUCCGAAGUAUUGGAGAAAAUGCCCAAGUAUGCAAAAUUCAUGAAGCAAAUGCUCACAAAGAAAAAGAAGUACACGGAUGAAGAGACAAUUGUGCUUGAUGCUCAUUGUAGUGCAAUUAUUCAAAAAACUCCCCCAAGAAAGGAAGCCGAUCCGGGACGAGUCAUUUUACCGAUCACCAUUGGAGGUAACUACAUUAGUAAUGGUUUGGUUGAUUUGGGGUCUAGCAUCAAUUUAAUACCUUUAUCCGUUGUCAAGAGAUUGGGGAACAUUGAGAUGAAACACACCAAGAUAACUUUGCAACUAGCCGAUAAGUCUAUCAUUUCACCAUAUGGAGUUGUACAAGACAUGCUAGUAAAGGUUGACAAAUUUUUGUUCCCGGUUGAUUUUGUGGUAGUCGACAUGGAGGAGGAUUGUGAUGUGCCAUUAAUACUUGGAAGACCAUUCAUGAAGACCACCCGAAUGAUGAUUGAUAUCGAUGAUGGGAUUAUGAAAGUAAGGGUGCAAGAUAAAGAGGUAAUUUUUACUCUUUUUGAGUCUACGAAGCCUCCUAAGGAUGAACAUGACAACUUUCGAAUCGAUGAUGAAAAAGGAGAAAUCAUUGAGGUGGCGAAUCAAUUUCACAAGGACAAGGAGAAGGCAAAUCAUGAGGGAAAGACUCAUCACAAAAACUUUGAAGUUGGACAAAUGGUGCUAGUGUGCAAUUCAAGACUCAAGGUGUUUCCUAGUAAAUUAAAGUCAAAGUGGUCGGGGCCAUUUGUUGUGAAAGAGGUGCGAAAUUAUGGAUCCAUUGUGGUGGAGGACCCUAAAACACAAGAAAGCUGGACUGUUAAGGAACAAAGACUCAAAGUCUACCACGAUGGUUAA